AAGCGUGAAAGGAAGUGUGCUCAAAAAAAGAUAACUUCUACUAACCAUUAUUCUGAAAGUCAUGAAAAUUCUUAUGAUAAUGUUGAUGAUAAGCUUGAUAAAACAUCGAAAGAUCAUACACAUUAUUUAUUAUCUAAUCCUAUAUCAAUUUAUUAUCAUAACACAGACUCAGAAAGUUCUAAGGAUAAUAUUAAAAAGAAUAAAAUAACGGAUAGUAUCUCUUCACAAGGGUCAGAGUCUGAAGAUCAUAAUCUAUUACUACCUGAUUCAGAUAACAAAGAAUCAAAGCCUCUUAAGAAAAUUCAUAUUUCUGAUUUUGAUAAGUUGACAUCACAAAGGACAACUGGAUCAUGCAAAGCCAAAUCAUCAAAAAGAUCAUUGAAACAAACUCUUAUGUUAGGUGAUUUAAC
Funneliformis caledonium is the source of this 410-nucleotide messenger RNA. Lineage: Eukaryota; Fungi; Glomeromycota; Glomeromycetes; Glomerales; Glomeraceae. The record is from the annotation of a GenBank genome assembly.